Messenger RNA from Mangifera indica (mango), 1138 nucleotides. RefSeq names its product NADPH-dependent pterin aldehyde reductase-like. The transcript has 5 exons. Gene Ontology annotation, biological process: folic acid-containing compound metabolic process. Bases 112 to 843 code for a protein of 243 amino acids. Gene Ontology annotation, cellular component: cytosol. The record is from RefSeq and is a predicted model, not a curated record. NCBI's taxonomy places the organism in Eukaryota, Viridiplantae, Streptophyta, Magnoliopsida, Sapindales, Anacardiaceae. Gene Ontology annotation, molecular function: oxidoreductase activity, acting on the CH-OH group of donors, NAD or NADP as acceptor.
CCUCUCAACAGUACACGUGUCCAUCACAGAAGCCACUAUAUUUUCCAGCGAUUUCCAGAAACCGCUCGACUGCGAGAUUUUUUGACACAGAGCCAGACAGGCAAACACUAAAUGGCUGCGACGGCGGCGGCGGCGGCGUUUAAUGGCAUAACGAAGGGCGGUUCGCGCACGGUACUGAUAACGGGAGUGAGUAAAGGACUCGGCCGAGCCCUAGCUUUGGAGAUGGCCAAGCGCGGCCACACCGUUAUUGGAUGCUCCCGUACGCAGGAGAAACUUAACUCCCUCCAAUCUGAAUUUCCCAACUCAGAUAACCAUCUCUUCCUCAAUGUAGACGUGAGGUCAAAUGGCAGUGUUGAAGAACUAGCACGCAUUGUGGUGGAGAAAAAGGGUGUUCCUGAUAUUAUAGUAAAUAAUGCAGGAACCAUUAAUAAAAAUAACAAGAUAUGGGAGGUUCCCCCAGAAGAGUUUGAUAAUGUUAUUGAUACUAAUGUUAAAGGGGUAGCAAACGUGUUGCGCCACUUUAUCCCAUUGAUGAUCACAAAAAAGCAGGGGAUUAUUGUUAAUAUGUCUUCUGGGUGGGGAAGAUCUGGUGCUGCCCUGGUUGCUCCUUAUUGUGCAUCAAAAUGGGCUAUUGAAGGAUUAUCUAGAUCAGUGGCAAAGGAAUUGCCUGACGGGAUGGCGGUCGUUGCUCUAAAUCCUGGUGUGAUAAACACUGAUAUGCUUGCAUCAUGCUUUGGUUCUUCGGCUGCCUUAUACCAGGCACCUGAUGCAUGGGCUUUGAAGGCAGCUACAAUGAUACUCAAUCUUACUGGUGCAGACAAUGGUGCAUCUCUAACAGUGUGAUAGAAGCACCUAUUGCAAUUUUGAGUUAAGGUUAAUUCUACCUUAAUUCUUCCGCAUAGUUCUUGAGGUUAGUGACUACAUACAAAAAAUCCAUGGAACAGUAGCUAAUAUCGUUAACCUUAAUAAAAUUAGGAUAUUUUAAUUAAAUUCGUUGUUAGAAAAUCAAAGAAAUAAGCUUAGUAAGACAAAAUCAGUGUCCCUUAGGUUGUCAUUGAUGAGAUAUUAAUAGCAGACUAGGACUUAAGAACUAAUUGCAGAUGAGUUUCUGAAUCAGGUUUCUUCUCCUUUUAUUUUA